Messenger RNA from Daucus carota subsp. sativus, 1485 nucleotides. RefSeq lists its product as uncharacterized. Lineage: Eukaryota; Viridiplantae; Streptophyta; Magnoliopsida; Apiales; Apiaceae. The transcript is spliced from 2 exons. Bases 1 to 1485 code for a protein of 494 amino acids. The record is from RefSeq and is a predicted model, not a curated record.
AUGCACAGUGAGGUUGCACACACAUUUGAAGAAUUGACGGUAGCAAACACUUUGUCGUCCAUGUCAGGGAUAGACACUGCUGUUUUAGAUCCUAUUCAAGGUCAAGCGCCUUCACCGGCUUCUGGGGGAAACUUAGGUGAUUUGCCACAAUCUCCACCUUCGUCUACCCCCCUGGGAGGAGCACUCCCAGAUCCCUCACGGGACUCUUCACCUCUCGAAGGUGAACGACAAUCUGUUUCUGAGCCCUUCAUAUCAGGAAGUCUGCCAGUUACCGAGGACUUGUCACAAAGUCGUUCGCCGUCAGUGGCAGUUGUGGGAAACCAGGGUGCUUCGCCUAUUCAAGGAUCACAUCCUUCGAGCCCAUUGUCUACCCACCCUGAGAUUCAAGCUCAGGAUCCACUUAAGGACUCACUACCUUCGCGUAGUUGGCGACUUGUUUCUUAUGAAUCAGAUUCAUCUGACGAGGAAACUGAGGACGAGGGCUCACGAACCCUCAUUGCACCUUCUGUGACCUCUCUAGAAGAGGCUAAGAAGAUUUCUUCUGCAGGUACAUCCACUAUAGAUGCUGAAACUUCUUUGAGUGAGAGGGAAACACCAACAGAACAUGCUAAACAGACUCCCUCUACCCAACUGAGUGUCCAAUCUAUGAGUGAAACGAGAGAAACACCUACAGAACGAACUAGUGAGAACCCUACAGCUCAACCUACAUUUGACACAACUAUUCCAACUGUAUCUAUGAUAGAAUUUGAAGCUUCGAAAUUUAAAGUUCAACACUUAGAAGCUGAGAAUCUUGUUCUGUGGGAGGAGUUAGUUGAAUUGAAAUCUACAAUGGAGGAAAGGUUGGCUACUCUCGAAGCUAAGCUACUGGCUUCUCAACUUUCAAGAGAGGAUUACUCAAUUGAGGGGGAGAGAGCAGUGGAAAAAGCACGAGGAAAGAAGAUGAUCACUGGAGUAUCUAAAGAGCUUAUUGACUCUACUCUUCGAGGUCAAUCAAGCUAUGAGCAUGAUGAAUAUAUUCUUGAGUUUGUAGACAAUGAUCGGGUGAUUAGGAUGGUUGGAGCUGAUGAUGAUCUGGAGGAAGGAGAAAUCCCUCAAAAUGAAGUCUUUGCUGAUGAACUUGCAUAUCAUAAUGAUAUUUUCCCUGCUGAAGAGUAUGAAAUUGCAAACCCUCAGGAUAUUGCUGAAGUCUCCAGAGAACAUGCUGAGCAAAGGAGAGCAAGGGAAAAGUUAGAAAAUCAAAGACGGAUACGAAGGGAAAGGAGGCAAGCCAACUUACAUAAGGAAGGAGAAGAGUGGGAUGCUGUCAGGGCUGUGUUUGAUUUUCCAGAGGUCAAUCAAGAGAAUGAUGAUGCAGAAGUGAAAGAUAUCUUUGAUUCCUUCAGGAACAACGACAAAGAUCUACAUGACUAUCAUGAGGAGAGGAUGGAUGGUAAACAUCUCAUUCGAACUACAAAGAGAAGGCCAUGGACUCAAGCAUGUGUCUAG